Molecule: messenger RNA, 619 nt
Organism: Trypanosoma grayi
Lineage: Eukaryota; Euglenozoa; Kinetoplastea; Trypanosomatida; Trypanosomatidae
Exons: 1
Source: RefSeq, a predicted model, not a curated record
CAGUUGAGAGACAUCCAGGUGCUGUUUCUGGUACUGAUGGUUGUGAUUGAACCGUUUCUUCGCUCUGCUGCUGCGGCUGGUGUCAUGGCCAGCCGAACGAGAAUGGCGACACCUGCAGCCGACGGCAAAACCUUGGCGACACUCACGAACUGCUUUCCCAGCGUAAUACUCAGUUCUUCCAACAUCCCAUACACCUGUGAAGUUAGUGAUGCCCAACCACUGAUUGGCUUGAACCUCUCCGCCUCGUACUAUUAUGGAGAAGGUCUCAUUCCUGGCUGGCCGGCGACUCUUGAUGCUGAAAACAGUAAAAUUACAUUCGUGCCUGAUCGUGGGGCGCCUUCGGGGCGUUGGGACUUGGUAUUCACGGGGCGUUCUGAUAAUGUAGGCUUUUCCACUCCUCGGACGACCAAUAAGAGCAUGGACUUCAUGUUGAUUGAAGAGACCAAUGCGGAUUUUGCUACACUCUAUCCGUAUUACGGUAUGGGUGUCUCGUGGGCACCCAAUCUCCCAACCGGCACCACGGCUUCCGACUACAUGCUGGUGCGCUCUUUCGAUGUAUGCCAGUACACCACUACAACCUGCACUGACUCUGUUGGGUGCUACAGAAUGCUGCCACCCG